This is a messenger RNA of Cooperia oncophora, 678 nucleotides long. The record is from the annotation of a GenBank genome assembly. Lineage: Eukaryota; Metazoa; Nematoda; Chromadorea; Rhabditida; Trichostrongylidae.
AUGGGUGGCUGGCAGAGAGGUUGGCUCAAUGGGAAGGCUGAUGAGUGGGAAGUGAAUGCAGAGAGCAGUAGAUUGUCUGCUCAGAAAUUUACACAGUCUCCGCAGGAAGCCAUCGCGGACCUCCAAGUGAAAGAGCAGAAGAGCCAACUAGAGGUUGAUUCCUUUUCUGGGAGGUCUGCUGAACAGAGGCUCCCUUUCGGAGGACCUGGCCAGGAAAAACACGUACGGGCAGGACCAGCCUCGACGGAUCACCGCAUCGGAGGACCUGGAGGAUUUCCAUACGCGGUUCCGAGGAGAUUCCUAGUGGCAGGACCUGGAAGAAACCCGUACGGAGGACCUGGAGGAUACCCGUACGGAGGGUCAGGAGGUUAUCCGAGCGGAAGACCAGGAGGAUACCCGUACGGCGGAGCCGGUGGAUAUCCAUAUGGAGGACCUGGAAGAAACCCGUACGGAGGAUCCGGCUACCCCUUCGGAGGACCAGGAGGAUACCCUAGCGGAAGGCCUGGAGGAUAUCCAUACGGCGCUCCCGGGGGAUAUCCUUACGGAGGACCUGGGAGAAACCCGUAUGGAGGAUCUCCUUAUGGAGGGACAGGAGGAUACCCCAGCGGAGGAUCUGGGCCAUACCCAUACAACGGAGUUGGAGGACGCCAAAUGAAGGGACCGGAGAUACCCACAUGA